GUGGUGGACAUGCGCGCGUGAUGUCUCUGAGGUUGUGUUCAGUGUCGCCCCUCUCUGUGGAGUCCUACCUCCGAGUCAUUCCUCGUGGCUUUACGUCUAUUAGAGAAACGCAGCGAGAUGAACAGUUCGCUAAGAUGGCGUAGUGUGUUUGCCUGCAUUUUGAAAUGGAUUGCUCUAAUCUGAUAAAGGUGAUACUCGUAACUUUAACCAACCCCCUUGUGAUUGUGUGGUGUGGGCGAAAAGUGUGUUAAAUCCGAAAUCGUGACACAAUGCGUGAGUUCAAAGUUGUGGUUCUCGGAUCGGGUGGGGUUGGGAAAAGUGCAUUGACGGUUCAGUUUGUUUCCGGAUGUUUCAUGGAAAAAUACGAUCCGACGAUUGAGGAUUUCUACCGGAAGGAAAUCGAAGUCGACAACUCCCCUUGUGUUUUGGAAAUACUGGAUACAGCAGGGACGGAGCAAUUCGCCAGCAUGCGCGACCUUUACAUCAAAAACGGGCAAGGGUUUGUGGUGGUGUACAGUCUGACCAACCACCAGACGUUCCAGGACAUCAGGUCCAUGAAAGAACUGAUAACGAGGGUGAAGGGCACCGAGAGGGUGCCCAUUCUCCUCGUGGCCAACAAAGUCGAUCUGGACCACCAGCGCGAGGUGCAAACCAGCGAGGGCAACAGUUUAGCCCAACAGUGGGGCUGUCCUUUUAUCGAGGCGAGCGCCAAGAACAAGACCAACGUUAACGAAGUGUUCGCUGAAAUAGUUCGCGAAAUGAACUUUAGCCCCGAAAAGGAAAAGAAAAGUUACUGUUGUUGUACAGUGCUCUAAUAGCGGCCUCAUUUCUCUAAAUUUAUGGGAACAAUGUGUGAACUCUAAUAAUUACAUAUAGCACUGUGGACAAUUAUCUACAUUUAUAAAUAAUGCUCAUCUCUAGUAUACUUAACGUCAUGGAUGAAUAUUGGCUUAGAAAAUGCACAAUAUAUUUUUAUACAUUGAACAAAAUCAACGUAAACGAUGCAUAACUAUUUUAUUUACAAGUUUUUUAAACCGAAUCAUAUCUACCAUAAGAUCUACAUUUGAUAGUGCCUGAAACUAGAAACACAUGCGAAUGUCUUAAUGGUUGAUGUUAUUGAUCGGCCUAAUCAAAUGAUUGCUGGGCCUUUAUCAUGCAUACUUAUCUCAUCUUUGAUGGUACUGUAAUAAUCAUGAGCUCAUAUUGUACAUAAUUUAAUCUAAUAUUGUUUUAUCAAAAGAUCUGUGUUUGUAACAUAAACUUUUUCAAUCAAAAGUGAUGCGUGCUUGCAGAUGGAUGCCUGUAGACUAAGUAAUAAUGUUGCGAUAAUGAGUGCGAUCUGAGAGCCAAAUACGAUUUGUGAUAUAUACGUAUAAUAAAAAAAAGAUUUAAGUGGA
Tribolium castaneum (red flour beetle) is the source of this 1397-nucleotide messenger RNA. RefSeq names its product Ras-associated protein 2-like (gene Rap2l). The coding region runs from base 270 to 815 and encodes 181 amino acids. Gene Ontology annotation, cellular component: plasma membrane. Lineage: Eukaryota; Metazoa; Arthropoda; Insecta; Coleoptera; Tenebrionidae. Gene Ontology annotation, biological process: Rap protein signal transduction; negative regulation of cell migration. The record is from RefSeq and is a predicted model, not a curated record. Gene Ontology annotation, molecular function: GDP binding; GTPase activity; GTP binding. The transcript has a single exon.